Octopus sinensis (East Asian common octopus) is the source of this 812-nucleotide messenger RNA. RefSeq lists its product as uncharacterized. The transcript has 5 exons. Lineage: Eukaryota; Metazoa; Mollusca; Cephalopoda; Octopoda; Octopodidae. The record is from RefSeq and is a predicted model, not a curated record. The coding region runs from base 22 to 726 and encodes 234 amino acids.
AGUCUCACACAAGCACUGAAGAUGGCUGUUGGUUUCAAGUACGCUUCAAUGACAAUAACAGGAGCAAUACAUUUUACUCUUGGAAUACUCUGUCUCUGUAUUUCCAUAGUUGGUUUUUCAAUAGACAUUUAUAGAAGAAGAUAUUUCAGUAGAGAUAUGGAUAAGAGUAAUUACUUGGUUAAUCAUGUAGCCAAAGUUACUGCUGCUGGAUCAUUUAUUGCAAGCCUGUAUGUUAUUGCAGUUGGAAUAGUUGGAAUUUUUACAGGACAGGUGUCAAAUUCAGAAGCAAAAACUAGAAAAAUGAUAAAAAUCUAUUUGAUUUUGACUGUUUUAUCAGCUUCACUGUUUGCAAUUGGUGGAAUAACUGCUUUUGUUAUGAUUAGUUUAUUUGCGACUGAUUCUACCAACGAUUUUAUGAGUAUUUUGUUUUUCUUUGGAGUAUUUUUAAUGGUUCUGGAAUUUAUUUUCGCUAUUAUUUCUUCAAGCAUUUGUUGCUGCUGUUCAGGAAUAAAGAAAAAUGCUGUCACAACACAAAGACAAGAAGUUUUGGUUCAAUCAACUGAGAGAAAUGUUUUGCCAGCUGUUUAUCCUCCAAAUGUUUAUCCUCUAAAUGUUUAUCCUCCAAAUGUUUAUCCUCCAAAUGUUUAUCCUCCAAAUGUUUAUCCUCGAAAUGUUUAUCCUCUAAAUGUUGCUGGAGAAGCUACUCCUUCAUCAAAUUCACAAUGAGAUGGAAUACAACUUUCAUACUUUGACUAAUUGUAAAUUGUUUAAAAAGCAUUAAAUAUAUAUAUAUAUAUAUAUAUAUAUAUAAA